Cooperia oncophora is the source of this 453-nucleotide messenger RNA. The record is from the annotation of a GenBank genome assembly. Lineage: Eukaryota; Metazoa; Nematoda; Chromadorea; Rhabditida; Trichostrongylidae.
AUGUACUCAGCAAAUCGAACACAUCGUGCGGAAACGAGAAAUCGUACUAAAGAUGAGUUGCGGAAGGUGAUUAGUUCCAUAGAAAAAGUGCGGAAAUGGGAGAAGAAAUGGGUACUGAUCAAGGACACAGCUAUCAAAAUACAGAAAUGGGUCCCCGUGACAGCACAAAUGAAUAUUCCACCCCCUAAGAUCGCAAAGCCUGCUAUAGAUGAAGAUACGAGCAAUACUAUACAAUCUACAGAAGAUGUUUCCCAAGAUUCGGCCACAGCAGGAAAUGCUCCUCGACUGACUCGAUUUGGUGCCAAUAUCAACGAUGAUUCAAAUACAGGAUUCUCCGAAGCUGCCUUUGAUUCUGAUUCCAAUCAAACAUUUGAACCACAAAACUAUCAGCCAAGUACUGAACACGGUUCAACGGAUUUCAGUGCUAUGCGUGAUGCUGAAAUGGGUCAUUAG